UCCAGGGGAGGGCAGAGUUACACUUACACACUCUUGUUUCAGUACAGCAAUGUUAUGGAACUUGUGUAGGUAGCCGUCGCUAACUGUUAGGACUUGAACUGUACGAGAAAUGACCACCUCAAGGUUACCGCCAGCGGUGUUCACGCUUAAGCAGUUCUUGCAGAGACAGAAAGUGCUUGGUCUGUACAGGAGUAUGCUAAAGACUAUACGCCAAGUACCAGACGACGCAGACCGCAAGUACCUUAGGAACUGGGCGAGGGAGGAGUUCCAAAGAAAUAAAAAUGCCUCAAAUCAGGAUGCUAUACGAAUGAUGAUAACACAGGCAAAUAUGCAUCUGGAUGAUCUUCGCAAAUCACUCGCACUUGCUAAAAGUUAGCCCAGCAACAACACCCCGAGGAGUACGAACUGUUGGGAGUGACACAUUUAAUUGUUUGUUUCUUGAUAUGUUCAUGGGCAUGUUGACCAGCUGCCAGAGGUGUACUUGGAAUGAUAUUACGUCAUUCUGUCUCUGAGAACCACACAUCAAUGCCCAUCAGUGUAUUAUAAUAUUUUUAUAUUUCCAGUGUGAAGGUAAUUGACUGCAAUCCAGCUCGGCCAGUCGAUGUCUUUAAUGUUAGAUAUGUGAUGCAGCUGGCUGUGGUAUUGUAAAGUGAAUGUAAAUAAAGAAAUAGAGAACGUA
Clupea harengus (Atlantic herring) is the source of this 679-nucleotide messenger RNA. RefSeq names its product LYR motif containing 2 (gene lyrm2). Gene Ontology annotation, cellular component: mitochondrion. Lineage: Eukaryota; Metazoa; Chordata; Actinopteri; Clupeiformes; Clupeidae. The record is from RefSeq and is a predicted model, not a curated record.